AUGAAACAGCCUGGCGAUGAUCAACACGUGGCUCCUAAGGCUGGGGCUAGCAGUCUGACAUUUGACGAGGCCACUUCCCGCCUCGGUUGCGUACGGAUGAAGGGCUCCGACAGUGUGGUUGUAAAUUCCAUCCAUACCAGUUGUUAUAUUGCAAAGUUCUGUCAUUUAUAUACUUCGAGCGUCUCCGACUAUCCUUCAAAUCUUCAGGUUGAACAUGUGAAAGCUGAAAGAAAUCUGCUUGCAAAGGUGGAUAGCAAUUGCAUUGUCAAACUAUAUUGUUCUUUCCAAGAUGAAGAGUUUUUGUAUGUGAUCAUGGAAUACCUAUGUGGUGGAGAUAUGAUGACUUUGCUUAUGAGAAAGGAUACAAUGACUGAAGAGGAGGCCAGGUUUUACAUUGCGGAAACAGUUUUGGCUAUUGAAUCCAUUCAUAAGCAUAACUACAUCCAUAGAGACAUUAAGCCUGAUAACUUGCUGCUUGAUAGAUAUGGUCACUUGAGUCUAUCAGAUUUUGGACUAUGUAAACCCUUAGAUUGCAGCACUCUCGAAGAGAAGGAUUUUCAUGGGCAAACAGUUUUAAUGGAACUUCACAAAAUGAAAGGUAAAAUUGCAGAUGGUGAAUUAUAUCUUUAUCCAAUAUCAAGUGGAUCUACUAACACCAUGCUCCUUGCAAUUUUGUUUGCUUUUGUGGUUUAUACGCUCCAGGGGGAAGUUAAGUAUGAAUAUCCAAAGAAAAGUUUUUGCUCUUUGACAAUGCGUUUGGUUGUUGUCUUGACUGAUGUCAAGGGAUGGAAAUGCAAUGCGGAUGAUAAUCUUCAUGACGCAAAGAUAGCAAUGAAGGAUUUGAUUGAUUUUAUGGGAAGCAAGAAAAGUGGAUUGUACAAUUAUGUCAGAAGUUAUAAGAAAAAUUGGAUGCUCCUAUUUCUUUGCAAAUUGAAAAAGUCUCAUGCCUUCAGGAAGAGGGAAGGAUGCAUCAUCAGAGAGAUGAAUUUUGUUUAG
Molecule: messenger RNA, 996 nt
Organism: Rhododendron vialii
Lineage: Eukaryota; Viridiplantae; Streptophyta; Magnoliopsida; Ericales; Ericaceae
Exons: 6
Coding region: 1-996 (331 amino acids)
Biological process (GO): intracellular signal transduction; peptidyl-serine phosphorylation
Molecular function (GO): ATP binding; protein serine/threonine kinase activity
Source: RefSeq, a predicted model, not a curated record